Lutzomyia longipalpis is the source of this 3108-nucleotide messenger RNA. It is a transcript of the gene emp, whose product is annotated as scavenger receptor class B member 1. The record is from RefSeq and is a predicted model, not a curated record. The coding region runs from base 620 to 2179 and encodes 519 amino acids. Lineage: Eukaryota; Metazoa; Arthropoda; Insecta; Diptera; Psychodidae. The transcript is spliced from 7 exons. Gene Ontology annotation, molecular function: scavenger receptor activity. Gene Ontology annotation, cellular component: membrane; cytoplasm; lysosome.
UGUUUCUCGGUAUUGUAGGUUCCACAUCGUAGAUGAAAGUCUCUCAUGUUUCGUCAACUGUGAGCAAGUUGGACUGGCUUUUGCUUACCAAGCCAGGUAAAAUGAAAAUUAUCGCUUUAAGUGUGUUUGCUCGGUGGAUUUCCACUACCAUCGAUAGAGUCUGGUAUUUGAGUGGCGCGCGCAUUUUGUGCGGUGAUGCAAACAAGAAGUAAAAUACCUCGCGCAGUCUUGAAGUGGUAGCAACGCCGAGAGAACGUUCCGUGUGCGCGAUUCACAGAAAUCCACAGAGUUGUGUUGUGAUUUUGUGGUGUUAAACCUACUUAUUGAGAUUUAAUUCAACCUUUCGAAUAUUGGACUUUUUUUCCCUCCCCAAAAAGUUUGUCAUUGGAAAAAGUGAGGUGAUCCGGAAUACGUUAAAAAGAAAAAAAGACCCGAGAAUGAGAUAGAAGGUGUGGGACACAUAGAGUGCUUGAACGUUCGUGUAAAGUGGAGGAAUUUGGUGAGAGUAGAAAAAGUCAAGAAACUCACAAAGUGAUCUUCAGACGAAAAUCAUUGAAGCAAGAGGAGAGCCAAGGCAGCUGACUUCUCUUUCAAAUCCGCACCAUUUAUCACUUGCAAAAUGCACGGAAGAAGGAAUAAACUCUGUGCUAAAUUGUCCAGCGCUUUCCUUCGAAAGUGGUGGUUCGUCAUAGCCUUCGCGCUGUGCCUUCUAGUUUUAGGUGUUCUAGUCACAUUUGGAUUCUCAGCUCUAGUUAGAUUAGUAAUUGACCACCAAGUGGCCCUUCGACCAGGUGGACAGUCCUUCGGAUGGUGGUCUAGGCCACCCGUAGAGCCAUUCAUUCGUCUCUACGUGUACAAUGUCACCAAUGCCGAUGAGUUCCUCAACAAUGGCUCAAAGCCCAUCCUAGAUGAACUAGGACCCUACGUCUACCUACAAAAAUGGGAAAAGGUGGACAUAGUUGAGAAUGACAAUGGGACACUGAGCUUUAAUGCCAAAAGGGUGUAUAUCUUCAAUGAAGAGCUCUCAGGUGGUUCAGAAGAUGACGUCGUCAUUGUACCCAACAUUCCCAUGCUGAGUGCAACAUCACAAAGUAAACAUGCUGCAAGAUUUCUCCGAUUGGCAAUGGCCAGUAUAAUGGACAUCCUGAAGAUAAAGCCCUUCGUUGAGGUAUCCGUGGGACAACUUCUUUGGGGCUAUGAGGAUCCUCUGCUCAAAUUGGCCAAGGACGUCGUGCCGAAAGAACAGAAGUUGCCCUAUGAGGAAUUUGGGCUGAUGUACGGAAAGAACAGCACAUCGCGCGAUCGCGUAACAAUGUGGUCAGGUGUGGACGACAUCACGAAGUAUGGUAUCAUCGACAAGUACAAUGGGUACUCGCAUCUGCCCCAUUGGUCAGAGGAACGAUGCAAUAGGCUAAAUGGGUCCGAUGGAUCCAUUUUCCCGCCACACAUUUCGAAAAAUACGACACUCUACGUGUACGAGAAGGAUCUGUGCCGCCUCAUGCCGUUGUCGUUCGAAAAGGAGGUCGACACGAGGAAUCACGUGCCAGGAUAUCGAUUUACACCGAGUGAGGAUGUCUUUGCGUCCGUUGAGAAGAAUCCCGACAACAAGUGCUUCUGCCCUGCGGGACCCCCAUGUGCACCACAUGGUUUCUUCAAUGUAUCCGCCUGUCAAUUUGAUUCGCCAAUCCUCCUGAGUUUCCCGCAUUUCUACAUGGCCGACCAGAGCUACAGAUUAGCCGUUGAAGGUAUUUCACCGCCAGAGAAAGAGAAACAUCAACUGUACAUCGAUGUGCAACCGGAAAUGGGAACAGCACUGCGAGCUCGGGCACGUAUUCAAAUAAAUCUUGCUGUGAGUCAAGUUGUGGACAUUAAGCAGGUGGCAAACUUCCCCGACAUUGUCUUCCCAAUUCUGUGGUUCGAGGAGGGAAUCGAUGGGCUCCCCGAUGAGGUGACGGACCUCAUGCUGCUGGCCAAUACGCUCCCGCCAAAGGCACAACUUGGCCUUAUGAUUGCACUGUAUGCCCUGGGUGCCGUUCUGCUGGUCCUAGCUGUGACAUGCCUGGUGCGAAGUUCGCAUCGGCAGAGCACGCUGCAUUUAGACUCCUCCAAUUUCCUCGCUACGGCGUCAAUAGAUCAGGCCAAGAAAAAGUCAAAGAUGGACAACAAAGAGCGAUUUUAACUAAUUUCGUCUAGGUAGCUUGUAGGAAACUCAUGUGUGUAGGAACUCUUCAUUUUGAUAGAGGACAUAAAAAAGCGGAAACAAGUACAGUAAAAAAAAAUGGUGUAUUUAAUUAAGAGUAUGGUAUUUAAGGUUUCAAUGAUGAUGUGGACAAGUUUUAAUCUUCGCGAUAGGGAAUUCUAGAAAGUGCAAGUGUACAAGAAAUUACCAUAAACCUUCACGAUCCUCUAAUACGUAAAAUAAAACUAAUUUUCACCUUCAUCCUCACCUUCUAAUUUUCUCCUUUUUGCCCCCUCCUAAGAGUCCCUAUGAGACUUCCCCGCACCAGGGGAGUCAUUUGUAAUCUUCCCGCGUUGCCAUAGUCGCCCUUUCUCCCCCAAAAACUCUCUAAAACUUUCAUUCCAGACAAUGGUAAUUUUUUCUUCCAUUAUUUUGUAAAUAAUUUAUAUUAUGAUUUUUGUAUCACAGUGUAGAAGCGCCUAUAAUCUCUUAUUAUUGUUUAGUUAAGAAAAUGAAAAAAUGAACCAUAUGUAUUAAAAUGGUUGCGCUAAAUUCAAAAUGUUUGGAUUGUGGCGAUUAAACCGCGUGGCAGGUGUUAGGGUUAACCAGCACUGUGCAAUAGAAUCCGUCCAUUCUGUCUCCUUUUACAUUAGAUUUUACCAUCCAAUAUAAUCAUAGUCCGCCCCCAUUUUUCUCGUGUAAUCUCAAAAGAAAUUAUUUUUUACCUUAAUUGUAAAAUUUGUACAUAAAAUAUUAUGAAGAACAAUCCAAAAAAAAAUACUGCAAAAAUAGCGUAGAAAGUGAAAAAAAAACUGGGUGAACAAAAAUUGUUUUAAAAAAAUUGAGGGAUUUAUAACGAUAAAUUGAUAGAAGAAUAUAAGAUUUGUGAUAAAGUUGGUUUUUGUUUAAUAAAUACUGUAAUUUCACAA